Messenger RNA from Penicillium bovifimosum, 846 nucleotides. RefSeq lists its product as uncharacterized. The record is from RefSeq and is a predicted model, not a curated record. The transcript has a single exon. NCBI's taxonomy places the organism in Eukaryota, Fungi, Ascomycota, Eurotiomycetes, Eurotiales, Aspergillaceae. The coding region runs from base 1 to 846 and encodes 281 amino acids.
AUGGCCUCCCCGUUUCACAUCUCUCAGUUCGAACUGGUCGAGCUGGAGCGCAAUGAAGCCUUUCGGCUAAUGCGCGAACAAUUACGCCGCCAGGAAUGUGGUAUGGAGCGACCGAGUUUCUGCGCCGGCCACCGACACGCCUGCACCCCCUCUGAACAAGAGACAUUCCGUCUGCAUCGCGACAUCAUCCACACCCUCCUCGUCCCUCUCUUCCUCAUCAACCACCAAGCCGAGCGAAUUGCCGCCCGCACCCUCCCCAGUCAAAAAGGCGCCGAGCCCGAACGCGCCUUCCGCGGCGAAGCUCGCAGCGCCUUCGCCUGGCUCAACUGCAUCCUCACCGAAGAACACGACUGGUACCUCACCGCCCGCUGUCCAGCCUGCAUCGUCGAGCACGUGCUACACUCCGAGCCGACGAUCCGAUUCGUCACCGUCGCCGCGCAGCUCGCAGGUCCGCACUCUGGUUUCCAGUGCUGGUUGCACGCCAUCGAAACAGCCGUGUGUGAAGAUCCCUUCUGGGGCGAUGCGUUCUGGCCGGAGAUCGAGGAGCGCGCGUCCCGCCUAACGGAGGGCGUGCAAGAGCUCGUUCGCCAGUGCUGCGAGCUCAGCGCUACACUUGAUAACGCGGGCCGGGUCAAUCAGUCACAUGCCAAGGCUUCGAUGCCUGCGUACGCUAAUCGCUCCGCUUCCUGCACGAUCCCGCUCAAGCCGUCUAGCUUCGCACGGAAACAGGUGCGACUUACGCGGGAGGAGCAGAAAUAUCGCGCCUCACUUGCGUGGAACUGCUCGGAGCCGCUUGCCGGUUGCACUACUGCGACCAAGUCGCGACGCCGGUCGCUGACUUCAUGA